Molecule: messenger RNA, 1325 nt
Organism: Lytechinus variegatus (green sea urchin)
Lineage: Eukaryota; Metazoa; Echinodermata; Echinoidea; Temnopleuroida; Toxopneustidae
Product: proline-rich receptor-like protein kinase PERK1
Exons: 2
Coding region: 114-1217 (367 amino acids)
Source: RefSeq, a predicted model, not a curated record
AUCAUUAUCAUCAUCAUAAGAUUCAAAAUCAACCGGGAAAGAGCAAUACCAUAAUAGGUCUCCAAGACAUAAAGUUGCCUCCUCAAUGUGAUAACUUUCCGUUGACAGGUGUUAUGGCGACCACUAUCAUACCGACACAUUCACCGGACACGCCGCAUCGAGACAGCCCAACCACGGUGCAUUUAUUUUCAAUCUAUGCUACCAAACGAGCCGGUCCGACGAGACAGCCUUACGUAACCACGGCAGUAGACUCAGUUUCCCGAUUCGCCACAUCGAAAGUCCGUCUUACGACCUCAGCACCCAGUACACUUUCAACAUCAUCUGUGACACCACCAUCCCGUUUGACUACCAGUCGGCCAUCACCAACACCACCACCCGUGCCGGUCAACACCCCAAAGAAACCGCCGUCCUCAACCUAUCCUGUCACAACGAUUCCUCCAACCUACCGAAUAUCCACACCAAGACUUACAUCACAGGAGGGCGUACAGGAUGUCAAUUUCGUAGCUAUUGCACUUGGAAUCAUCCUUGUACUAUCGUAUGUUGUCUUCAUCUUUGUGUACCUCCGUCGUCGGAGACCUAAUCGCUUGGGACGCAAGACCAACGACGCAGAGUUGAAAGAGUCAACGUUCUCUCCAUCACCGCAUCUUUCAAAGCUAAAGAUCCUUGCAGAGACGAAAACCAUCGGUGUGCCACAUGGCAAAGAGGCACAGCUUCAUCAACCAAACAGGCCUCAGGUUGAAGAAGGUGGCUACACAUCACUGCUGCCUGUGAAUCAGCCUGCCGACGGCGAUAGGGGAAUUCUCAAGGCGGCCCUUGCUACUCAUUGGUCUAAUAGGAAGGCCGGUCAAUUGGAGGAUACGCCAGAAAGUGACGGGUACGAGAUCGUCAAGACUGCCCGUCCUUCUCCUGUGCCCAUCGGCAAGGUUCGGCAGACUGGUCAAAGGACGGAAGACGAUGGCUAUGAGAAUACCAAGACCAUCCGUCCCAUCCCCGUGCCUAAACUUAUGGCUCGCCCGGUGAUGAAAGCAGGAGACAAUGACGGGUACGAAAACACCAAGAGGACAAGGCCCAUUCCGAUGCCUCAAAGAAUGGGUCACAAGAGCGGGAAAGGGCAAGACGAUGAUGAGGAUGAUGAUUAUGAGCUUGUACAAACGGGUAAAGAGAAACCCAAGCCGAAGCCGAAGCCUAUUUUUAGAUGUAAGCAAACUUAUUUUUGAACUGACACUAAUUGAAUAACGAAUUGUUCAUCUUGAAUUUAAGGAUACGUGUUCGAAACGAUUUCGUAAUUAACAAUACCUCAUGACCUCUUAAGAAUCUAAGUUAUG